Molecule: messenger RNA, 390 nt
Organism: Venustampulla echinocandica
Lineage: Eukaryota; Fungi; Ascomycota; Leotiomycetes; Helotiales; Pleuroascaceae
Exons: 2
Coding region: 1-390 (129 amino acids)
Source: RefSeq, a predicted model, not a curated record
AUGGGCAAUCUCUGCGGCAAAGAGUCUUCAGAUCAAGACCCCUUCGCGCAGCCCGGCCGCACCCUCGCCUCCGCCCCCGCGGCUGCCCGCAAUCCCACCGCACGAGUGCCAAAGAAGGUCGGCGGGCCUCCACGAACACUGGGUUCUGCAUCUUCAAAUCAACAGCAGAAUCAACAGCAGAGCUCGUCACAGCAACAUGAUGCGCGGAUGAACGCCGCCGAAGCCGCCAAGGCGCGAGCAAAAGCAGCGGGCAAGCCAAAGGGCAAACUGAGCAGCCAAUUGCAGGACCAGAAGAAGCAGACCCAAUCAGCUACACUGGAUGCCGCGAGUAGAGAUACGCGGCUGAUGAGAGAUGCAGAUGCGGCGGCGGAGACGAGGGCCUACAACUGA